CGGACCUUUCUAGAUAAACAUCUACCUCGUGAUAUCAGUAACAUACACCCCUAUAUCUCCCGUGUCCAAAACUACGUUUCAGAAGUCGGGUUACGUAUCCCAGUGGAAACUACAACAAUGGAGCACUUGAAAGAAGCUAGCGAUUUCAAAAACUUUGACCCAGAAUGGUACAUGCAUAAUUUGAUUGCAUCAGAUGAAGCUGCUGACAACAUGAGGUGUGAUUUCGAUGUCCUUCACAAGUUCUUUAAUGAAUACAACGUGUGCGGUAAGCGAUUAUUGGACGUUGGUACCGGUCCGACAAUUCAUACUGUGAUCUCAGCAAGCAGUCACGUGGACGAGAUCUUUCUCUCUGACUACACUCCACAGAAUCUUCAGUAUCUAGAGAAGUGGCAUAAAGGGGAGAUAAGUCAACCAGCAAAAGUGAUCGACUACGUGCUAAGCCUGGAGGGAGGAACGAGGACUGCAAGCGAAGUAGAAAGUGAAAUAAGGAAAAAGGUUCAAGGAAUCUUACCAAUAGACGUGACGUCUGCUCAACCUCUUGGGAACUUCAAUGGCGAUACACAAUUUGACAUCAUAGUAUCCAGUUACUGUAUUGAAACAGCAGCGUUCACUGUCGAGGAGUACAGAAAAUGUCUUGUAAAUAUAUCCUCCCUUCUCAAGAAAGGGGGGUAUCUGAUCCUGUUUGUUUGUUUGAACGGUGACAGUUAUCAAAUGGGAGACUAUAGAUACCGCGCUCUUUCUAUAACAAAGGACGAGAUACAAUCAACAGUACACAAAGCCGGAUUUGACAUCAAAGUCAACUUUGAAAUAGAGGGGGGUGAUGUUGAUGCCCAAUACCUUAGUUUUGACUCUUAUUAUUAUAUGCUUGCUACGAAAUAACACUGCCGUAUUCUGUUUGCAACAUUUGAAAAAAUACAUUGCAAACUUUUCUGGUGUUAAUAAAUAUAUCUAAUAAGUAUUACUUAUUGUUG
Molecule: messenger RNA, 971 nt
Organism: Mizuhopecten yessoensis (Yesso scallop)
Lineage: Eukaryota; Metazoa; Mollusca; Bivalvia; Pectinida; Pectinidae
Product: nicotinamide N-methyltransferase-like
Exons: 4
Coding region: 118-879 (253 amino acids)
Cellular component (GO): cytosol
Molecular function (GO): N-methyltransferase activity
Source: RefSeq, a predicted model, not a curated record